AAAAGGGUGGGUGCCUGCCUUGCCGGGAGCCGCCCCUCGUCAGCAGACCUCCCUGCUUUCCCUUCAGCUCGGCCGGGAGCGGAGGCUAUUGGGCUGCUGCGUAACCCCCUGGAAGAGCGCUCGGCGGGCCCGUGCUGACAGCCGGUGAGCAGGGGAAGAUCUGGGAAGAAACAUGAAUCGGAACAAAACAAACCGUGUCCUGCUCACUGUCUUCAUUAUUAUGGCUGUGUUUUGCAGUUCUGGAUAUAUGCUGAAGUGUUAUGACUGUCCACUUACUGCUGUGCCAUGUAAGACCAAUAUUACCUGCAGAAAUGGCUUAGAUUCUUGCCUAUGGCUUAAAACUGGUGAAAAGACACUGUCUCAUUGCUAUACAUAUUCCAACUGCAACAUGAACCAAAUUAAAGAGGAUUACAAGUUUGACAGCUUUAAUUUCAGAUGUUGCCAAAAAGACCUGUGUAACAGGAGUCCAACCACAAUGAUUAGUACAGCAGGCUUCAGCAUCGCUACCAUAAUGACCAUGAUCUGGAUACUCGGCGCUUAAGAUGGAGGGGAAAAAGGAUAAUUUUGUUUUCCUAAAUACCUACUGAUUUAGAAAUCAUUCAUAUAAACAUGCUGUCUAUUGUAGACAAUUUUUGCACCUAGCACAGUUGUGUUGUUUGAGAAAGCAGACUUAGAAAAAAAACAGGUUUUUUUUGGAAAAGCUAUAUGUUAAAAUGUAGGGAAAGUACAUCUACAGUGGUAGAUAACUGCAGGUUCUUAACAGAAGUUAUACUUCUCUGUGUUAUCUGGGGUAAAUUCUUUCUCUUGCUUACAGUAAGUUUCACAUCUCUGAUCUGAUUUGAGUUUGUCCUUUACGCUCCAGUUGUGGCAAUGUUACCUAGCCCUUCAAAGGUGUAAGCCACUUUUUUAAGUCAGUAAGACUAUUGUUGGUAUUGAUCAGCAGCUUUUCCUUUAUUUUCUUAUGUAAUUGUUUCUGCUUGAAAAUAUGUUUAACAAAUAGACCUAACUCACCAUAUUAAAAGUUAUGGUUGCUUUUUUGUAUAACACUUAUAACUGCCAAAAUUGUACUGCUUUGUCGCUAAUGCACUGCAUGCUUAUACAUGCAAUGACUCUUGACGGUCUGUUUUGUUGUAAAGCGUAGUGACUCAGAA
This is a messenger RNA of Caretta caretta (loggerhead turtle), 1151 nucleotides long. Lineage: Eukaryota; Metazoa; Chordata; Testudines; Cheloniidae. The record is from RefSeq and is a predicted model, not a curated record.